AUGUCGGCACCGACUAACCUCUUCUGUCUGGAGUCCUCUCCGGUCGACCGCCUUUCGGACGACAUACUCGGUCGCAUAUUCAGCUACGUUGAACCCGUCUCUCAUGGCGGCGACACGUCAGCGCCAUGUUCGCAGCAGCAGUCGCACAGCCACCAUUCUUCGCAGCCAGCAUCUAAUCACUCCCAGCCAUCCAUCGGCAAACGGCGCGAUUCUUUUCAUGAUAUUUCCGGAAUCCCUAACUCUGGGUCUUAUAAUUUAGAUGGGAGUUAUGCGCUCGUCUGUCGCCGAUGGUACCAUGUCGCAUGUGCGACCCGCUUGUACGUCGCACUGUCGCCUGAGCAACGCCUGUGCACCCGGCGAUUCUUGAAGGGUGUCGCUUCGUUCCCGUCGCUGACGUCAGUCGUUCUGCCAGAUGGCAGCCUCUCAUUGGCCAACGACCACUUCCUCUCUCAGUUGGCUGCCACGUGUCCAUCGCUUACACACUUCCAUCUCGGUAACAUGGCCGAGCCGGUUACCAAUCGCGGCAGGCGCGUCGCGUCCACUUCAUCUCGUCCUGACCACCGCGCUGCGUUCACCGAAGCCGGGCUGGCGUCUCUUUUCUCUUCCUGCCCGCGGCUCGAAUCUCUGGAGCUGCACUGCCCGCCAAAUCUGACCGCUCUUCCUCCGUCAAUCUGCGGGCUGACUCGCUUGACGGCGUUAAAACUCACCGCUCUGGGACUAAAACGCCUUCCUGACGGAUUCCGUCAACUUUCCGCUCUCGUCAGUUUAUCGAUCGACUCAGAAGCUCUAGAGAAGCUUCCAGCCGCCUUCGCGACGGACAUCGACGAGACUGUAGAGCCUUCCAUUCGACCAAACGAUCUGCGCAUCUUAGAUGCCGCGUAUGCGAACGCAGCAGACGGAUUGGAGAAUGUCGCUCGUCAGAAUAGUAGCAUACUGCCUCAGGAUGAUAACUCUUCGAUGGUUACUUCGCUCGCCCCCGUCGCUUCUCUAUCCCUCUCGAACACUCCCUCCCCCGCACUUCCCCUCCCCACGCUCUCCACCCUCCGCCACCUCUCCCUCGACCGCUGCCGUGCUCUCCGCGCGCUCCCCGCAUCCCUCCCCACCGCACUCCCCCUUCUCGAAACCCUAGAGCUGCGCGAAUGCGCCUUGCUUUCCGCCGUCCCCGCCUGCCUCCCCGCGCGCCUCCCCCGCCUCCGCGCGCUCACUCUCGCCUACCUCCCCUCCCUGCGCACCCCUCUCCCCGCGCUCCUCUCCGCAUCCCCCCCGCCUGCUCCCGGCGUAGCGGAGGAAGCGGAAAACGGUCAUUCCGGGGCAGUUUCGGAAGGGGGGGCACCUUGUAAGGAGGAUGCGAGGGAGAGCAGGGUGGGACGGGCCCGGCUGGAGCUACUCGAAUGGAAGCAGAUGCAGGAGACUUUUGAGACGUCUCAAAAGGAGAGCAAGGUAGGACUGGCCCGUCUGGAGCUACUCGGGUGGAAGCAGAUGCAGGAGAUACCCGCGGAAACCCUCACCUCUCUCUCCGCCUCCCUCACUGACUUAACCAUUUCCAACUGCCCCGCGCUCUCCUCUCUCCCGGACGAGCUUUGCCGUCUGCCCCACCUCCGCUCCCUCGCUCUCCUCUUCCUCCCACUCAUCGCCUCCCUCCCCGCCUCCCUCCACCUCCUCGCCCACUCGCUGCACCAUCUGGAGAUUUCCUUCUGUGAUUCGCUGCAGAGUCUCCCCGCGUCCCUCACCGCGCUCUCCGCCCUGCGCUCCUUGCAUCUCGUCGCAUGUGACGCGCUCACCCGCCUGCCCUCUCCGCCUGUGGCUUUGCGACUCGUUGCGCAUGGGGAAACAGAUGUGGUAACUGGCGCUGCUGCUGCUGCUGCUGCCGGAUCAAACAGGCUUGAAGGGUCCGGUGGGAUGAUAGGAUUGGUGUCGCUUCACAUAGACUUGAAGCACAACACGCACAUCACCCACCUCCCUCACUCACUCUUUUCCCUCUCCUCCCUCGCCGCACUCACUUUCUCACACCUCUCGCACGUCGCCUCCAUCCCCCACUCCCUCUCCCUCCUCGCCCCCUCCCUCACUGAUCUCCACAUCAGCCACUGCCCCCUGCUGACCGCCCUCCCCUCCUCUCUCUGCCAGCUCUCCUCCCUGCAAUCCUUGGUCAUCCAAUCCUCCUCUUCCGUCCCCCUCCCUCCCCCUCCCCCCCAUCUGAUCCUCUCUCACCUCCGCUCCGCCGCUCUUGCGCCCUGCGUGCUCCUCCCUGCCGCCCCUGCUCUCCCUGGAUCGAGGGAAGGGGGGGAAGGGGGAAGCGGAGGGGAGGAAGGGGGAGGCGGAGGGGCGGAUGGGAGAAGCGCGCGAGCGGAGAGGGAGGCGCAAGUGUCGGGGGCAGCGCAGGUUCGGGUGGUGGCUGGGCGGUUCAGGGACGUGUGCACUCCGCCGCCCCUCUCACACUUUCUCAUGCUGCACGUGUUCAUGCGGCCAGGGACAGCUGUCAACAUCCCAUUGGCCCCCACUCAGUCCGCCCUCAUAUACGUCCUAGAGGGCGUGGCGAUGUUUGGCCCGCGAGGAGAGGCCGUGUUCCAAAACGAAGGGCACUCCCUCCUCUUCCCUGCAUCACCAAGUGUCACAUCAGCUGCCAUGUCAGACGCUGCGUCAGUCAUGGUCAAGGGAACAGAUUCCACAGAGGGCGUGGCAGCAAGAGCAGAUGAGGAGGAUUGGAUUCGGGUGGAGUCACACAGUUGGGGAGGAGGAGCCAUGGCGACGAGCGGCGUGAGAGGGACGAGUUUCCCCGCAGCCAAGCCGACCGUCUUCGAAGCGACGGGCUGUUACAAGUGCGGCCGGCCAGGUCACUGGUCCAAGGACUGCAGUUUUGCCGGCAAUGACGCCGGCCGCGCCGCCGAAAAUCGCAACACCGAAGCGCGCGACUCCGCGACCCGCUUUCCGCCCAGUAACGCGGCGAACAACCAUAACGCGUCCCCCAAUCAGCGGCCUUUUGGUUCAGCCACCCCGCAGGGAAAGCGGCCAUACAACGGUUUUUCCAAUGCUCCGGACGGAAAUGCGCAGCGCGAAGGGAUGGAUGGCGCCGACAAAGUGGAUCCGCUCAACCAAAGCGCGCCAGCGGCGGCGGCGGUGGGGUCGAAGGUGACGCGGAAGCGGCCGAAGCUGACUCCGAUGAUGCUGCUGUCGGAUGAAGGGCUUCCUUACGUGCUGAAGGAGCUGCCGAAACAGAUCAAGCUGCGGGGGAAGGGGCACGAGUGUGAUGAUGCUGCUGUCGGACGAGGGGCUUCCUUACGUGCUGAACGAGCUGCCGACGCAGAUCAAGCUGCGGGGCAAGGGACACGAGACUCGCGGGGAUUGCUAUCAGUUCGACGACGCUGUUGUCGCACGGGGCCGUACGUGUUGAAAGAGCUGCCGAAGCAGAUCAAGCUGCGAGGGAAGGGACACGAGGCCGGCAUUCGUGAUCUAGUCGACGACUUUGAGCAUGGGAGAGGCAUCGGCAGCGACCGAUUCAAAGACACAGCGGGUGCGGAUGCAGAUGAUGGGGGUACUGCGGGUACAGCUGGUGUGGAGCAGCCUGAUGAUGAAUUCCCUGGGCUUGGCGGUGGCAAUGUUGGCGGUGCUGGCGGUGGCAAUGGUGGUGGGGAACACGGUUUAGGUAGCAAGGCGAAUGAUAGUGGGCAUCGUGUUGGGGCGACUCAAGGGUCCGCCCUGCAGGAGGAGCAGAGCAAUGAUAGCCCUCAAGCAAGCAGCAAGAGUGACGGAAUAAGUCCCAACCGUCACAGCGACCUUGAGAGAAAACCUGAUGAAGGUUCUGCUGCGAAUGCUGGUUCAAGGGGCCAAGAGGACGGGAAAAGUGGUUGUGACGAGGAAGGUGCUGACGCGGAAGGUGGUGACGUGGAAGAUGGUGACGUGGAAGAUGGUGACGUGGAAGGUGCUGACGGUGAGAUUAUCUCAGGGAACUUGCUGCCAACUGUCAACCCAUCUGCUACACCAGCCGCCACUCCAGCCACCACUCCAGCUGCCGCCCAGGCCCACAGUCCUGCUGCUGCAGUCCCUGAUGUCCCCGCCGAGGAUAGUGAGGAGGCUCUUAUGGAGGAUGACAUAGACGCGGGCACCAGUGCAGAGGCCCGAGAGGCUGCCACUGGUGGUGUGGGCGCAGGCGUGAAGCACAAGGCCAAGAGGCUGUUGAGUCGCCUCAAAAGCCAUCCUGUGGCUGCCCCUGACAGUGUGGGCGCCGGCACCACAGCAGAGGCACUUGCGGACACCACAGCAGAGGCUCGAAAGCGUACCCCUGACGUUGAGGGUGCAGGCAUGAAGCAGAAGUCGAAGAGACGACGGGUGAUUCUAGAGGACGAGGAUGAGGACGAGGAGGAGGUUGCUGGCGCUGGUGGUAGUGGCGGUGCUGGUGCUGGUGCUGGUGUUGGUGCUGACACUGCUGCCCAUGCUGCUGGUGCCGAUACUGAUACUAGUGGUCAUGCUGGUGCCGAUGGCAAAGGGUCUGGCAACAAACACGAAGCAAGGGUUGAGAGACUGAAGGGCUGCAUAGUGGAAGAGGCAGAAGGGCAAGCAGAAGGGCAAGCAGAAGGGCAAGCAGACAAAAGGAAAGCAGAGAGCGACAGAGGGACAGGAGAUAUUGGGCUUCUUGGUGGGGAGAAGGAGCAGCGAGAGGAGGUUGCAGCAGAACAGGAGAACGGGGAGGAGAGUACAGAAGAGAAGGAAGAGGAGGGUACAGAAAACAAGGGGAAAGAGGUAUAG
This is a messenger RNA of Closterium sp. Yama58-4, 4740 nucleotides long. Lineage: Eukaryota; Viridiplantae; Streptophyta; Zygnematophyceae; Desmidiales; Closteriaceae. The record is from the annotation of a GenBank genome assembly.